Molecule: messenger RNA, 972 nt
Organism: Closterium sp. Naga37s-1
Lineage: Eukaryota; Viridiplantae; Streptophyta; Zygnematophyceae; Desmidiales; Closteriaceae
Source: the annotation of a GenBank genome assembly
AUGGUGAGUGACUGUCCAUCCCUCCCUUCUGAACCGCUGUGGGAAUCCACUGCUCUCUCUGUCUCCCUAGCAUCGUCCCACAUGGCACGUCUCUGCCUACCUCCUCGGCCUCUGGUGAGUGACUGUCCAUCCCUCCCUUCUGAACCGCUGUGGGAGUCCACUGCUCUCUCCUCCUCCCCACCCUCGUCUCACAUGCAUAUCUCUGCCUACCUGCUCGGCCUCUGCACCACUCCAGUCGCUCCUCUUACAUGUGCAGCAUCACACCAGGCGCCUGUGGGAGUGACUUUUGAGUCGACUCAAAAGUCACCUCCUCCUCUUCCAUGUGCAACUCACCGGGCGCCUGUGGGAGUCCACCGCCAUUUCUUCCUCCUCCCCACCCUCCUCCCCACCCUCCUCCCCACCCUCCUCCCCACCCUCCUCCCCACCCUCCUCCCGCAUGCACGUCCUGCCUACCUCCUCCCCACCCCAUCCACCAUCCUCUUCUCCCCCCCUCCCUCCCCCAACCCCACCACCAGCUACUACUACGUUGCUGCUCCGCUCUCAUUCUUCUUCGCUGGUCGUCCUGCUCUGCCUGCUGACGUCACGAGAAUAGCAAGCAUGGCUGCUGCUGACAUCACGAGCGUAGCAUGCCUUAUUGCUGGAGCAGCAGUGUUCGCAUGGGGCAACCUUCACCAGCACAGAUGCCAUGCUAUUCUGGCCAGUUUGAGGCAAGGGGGCAAAAAAGGGUACUUCGUACCUCAGGGGGACUGGUUCACUCACGUCUCAUGCCCACACUACUUAGCAGAGAUUGUGAUAUACUUCGGUUUACUCCUAUCACUUGGAUCUAGGAUGCUUGACUCAACACUGGUGCUCAUGUUUGCAUGGGUGGUUUCCAACCUGACACUAUCUGCACUAGAAACCCAUGAACGUUAUCUUGCAAAGUUCCCUGACUAUCCCCGGCACAGAAGGGCUAUGUUGCCAUAUACACUCUAG